UGUGCUUGGUUUUGCUUCUAAAGCAAGAAUAAAAGAUUGUACACACUGAAACUUCAGAAUUUGAUUCUGAUUUUCAGUGAAGUAUAAAAAGAACAGAUUGAGUUAGUUGUCUCAAGCCAGUAGAAUUGUUGAGAAAACCAGAAGAUCAUAAUGGCUGGCACCGGAUGGAUUAUUCAAGUUAAUGAAGAUCUCAAGGACAUGGAAGGUCUUUCAACAGAGAAGCAUCACUGGAAUAAGGGGUCAAUCUACAAAUUACCAGCCAGCCUCACAGACAUUAACAAGAAGGCCUACAAGCCUCAAACAGUCUCCUUCGGGCCUUACCAUUAUGAUCCUUCAAAUCCAAUGGAGGAACACAAGCAUCGCGCGCUGCUUCAUUUCCUCAAAAGAUGUGGAAAGUCUGUUGAGCUGUUUGUAGAUGCAUUGGCUGAAGUAGAGAAUGAUUUGAAGGACUCAUAUACUCUGCUUCAUUCUGUGCCGAAAGAAGUUACAGACAUAUUCCUGCAACUGAUGAUUUUAGAUGGCUGUUUCAUGCUAGAAAUUUUAAGGACUGCUGCUCAUGUACAGCUGGAAGAUUAUGCUCCUAAUGAUCCCAUCUUCAGCAAUCAUGGUAGGCUCCAUGUCGUGCCAUACAUCAAGCGUGACAUGUUAAUGCUAGAGAAUCAGUUGCCAAUGCUUGUUCUUGAAAAGCUGGUGGCAGUUGAACAUGAUAAAGCUAAGGAUGAAGGGUUUGUGACCAAGCUCAUACUCAAGUUCCUCUGCUCCUGCAAUGUUUCUCCAAACAUGGCAAAGGGUGUGCAUGUAUUGGAUGUGUACAGGAAGAGUCUGCUUCAGCAUGAGCCUGAUCACAAAUAUAUUCGCCACAAAAUAAGAUCAAUGGAGCGUGAUGAUGAGAUUAUCUGGUCCGCAACAGAGCUCAACGAAGCAGGAAUCAGGUUCAAGAAAAGUGCAACUACAAGCCUCAAAGACAUCACAUUCACCCGGGGAGUGCUGAGGCUCCCUGUUGUUCUUGUGGAUGACACCACUGAGUCCAUGUUUUUAAAUCUGAUGGCAUUUGAGAGAUUCCAUGUAGGAGCAGGAAAUGAGGUGACAUCUUAUUUACUCUUCAUGGACAACAUCAUAGACAAUGCAAGGGAUGUCGCCCUCUUACAUUCGAAAGGGAUCAUCCAUAAUGCUUUGGGGAGUGACAAAGCAGUGGCUAAUCUGUUCAAUUCACUCUCUAAGGAUGUGACACAAGACCCAGAUAGCAGCCUUCAAAUUGUGCAUAAGAGGGUGUAUCACUACUGCAGAAAGCCGUGGAAUAGUUGGCGCGCCAAUCUUAUUCACACUUACUUCAGAAAUCCAUGGGCUGUUAUCUCUUUCGUUGCUGGUGUCUUCCUCUUUGUGUUCACUAUAGCUCAGACUGGAUAUUCCAUAUAUCCCUAUUACCGUCCACCAAAUGAAUCUUCUCCUUCCACUGUCAUUCUCGUUCCGGCUCCUCCUCCUCCAAAUCAUUCAUCAUCCGACUCCACCUCCCCAUCAACACUUGUGAUUUCUUUCAUCCUUGUUACCAUGGGAUGCAUGCUUACCAACUGAUGGAUUCAGUAAAUUGUCUGUGGGGUUUCGCGUUGUUUUCUUCAGUGAUUUCUUUCCUCUCAUUUGUAUUGAUUUCUUUUUGUUUGCGGUGAAUACAAUCUUGAGACUUCACCUCCUGUUGGAACAAAUUCCUCACCACAACAAUGGUUUAUACCAGCAUU
Molecule: messenger RNA, 1733 nt
Organism: Rosa chinensis
Lineage: Eukaryota; Viridiplantae; Streptophyta; Magnoliopsida; Rosales; Rosaceae
Product: UPF0481 protein At3g47200
Exons: 2
Coding region: 151-1572 (473 amino acids)
Source: RefSeq, a predicted model, not a curated record